This is a messenger RNA of Caenorhabditis briggsae, 2415 nucleotides long. It is a transcript of the gene Cbr-mig-22, whose product is annotated as Protein CBR-MIG-22. Gene Ontology annotation, molecular function: glucuronosyl-N-acetylgalactosaminyl-proteoglycan 4-beta-N-acetylgalactosaminyltransferase activity. The record is from RefSeq and is a predicted model, not a curated record. Lineage: Eukaryota; Metazoa; Nematoda; Chromadorea; Rhabditida; Rhabditidae. Gene Ontology annotation, cellular component: Golgi cisterna membrane. The transcript has 8 exons. Bases 1 to 2415 code for a protein of 804 amino acids.
AUGGUUGGCGGCGGGCGAACAGGUGUACACCUUCUGCUCGGCUUCGUCAUCGGCGCCGCGUUUUAUCUCAUACUCUACUCGUCGCAAUCGGAAGAGAAUUUUAAGAACUCGCUCGCGGCGUUCACAUCUUGUAGGAGUCCGGAAAGCGAAGGAGUCGAUGUUUUGGAGCCAUCAGCGUUAGAAAAAGGACGAAUUUAUAAGGAUGUUUCGGAACAUUGGAUUGUUCAUCAAGACUCAAUGCCAACACCACCAGCAAAUCAAGACGCGACUCCAAAAGUAACUCGAACCCGAUUCGCCGCCACAGAACUCGGAACUCGAGAACGAAUCAUGGCUGCAGUGAUGGCUGAGUCUGCACUGGCUCUUUCUAUCAAUGCAACACUUGGAAGGCACAUCCCACGAGUUCAGUUGUUCGCUGAUUCAUCUCGAAUUGACAAUGAUUUGGGCCAGCUGACAAAUUUGAGUCCCUACAAGCUAAACGGACAAAAAACACAUUCUAUGGUGCUCGGCCUUCUUUUCAAUAUGAGCACCCACGACAACUACGACUGGUUACUUCUUGCAAAAGAUUCUACCUACUUCAAUCCAUUCGUUUUGCUGAGAAUGAUUGAUACAAUGAACUGGAACGAACCAGUGAUCAUGGGAGAGCCAGCAGAAGACGGCAGUGGAAGGUGUCGACUGGAUAGUGGAGUUAUUUUCAGUCAACCAGCAAUUGCUUUGUUGUUGAUCAACCGUGGUGCAUGUAGCUCACUAUCCACGGCCACUGAUGAUGACCAAUUAGCAUUCGAGAAAUGUAUUCAAAUUGCCACCAAUCUGACAUGCAAACCACUUCAUCAAGGAGUCCGUUAUGAAGUUUGGCGAGGGGAAAGAGCUGAUUCUCCAGCUGCUCAUGAUUCGAUUGAGGACUGGAAACACUCUGCGGCAUUUAGAAGAGCUCUUGUUGUACCACGUCUUCUAUCGGAUGCUGACGCUUCUGCGCUUCACGACUAUUUCGUACGAGUUGAGAUGGCAAGAGCCGAUCGGGAAAUCGUUAAAAUGGAAGCUGAUCUUUCUAGAUUGGCAGAAGAAGAGGCUCGCGAGACAGGAGAAGCUAUUAGCUGGCCUCCGGCACUUCCUCCAUUCGCCAAACCACCGAAUCGUUAUCAAGUUCCAACAUGGGAAUACUUUACAAUGACAGAGAUCUUUCGAAGUGAGCCUAAUCAAAAUGUUCGGCGUCUGGAAGGAAAAGAUUUCGAUGACGUGGCAGAAGUAGUGGUGGCUGCAAGAAAUGAAGUUGAAUCGGAGGAGCCGGAACUGGAGUUCGUUCAGCUUCGCAAUGGAUAUCGGGUGUUUGAUCCAAGACGUGGAAUGGAUUAUAUGAUCGAUUUGACUUAUCGGAAAACUGUAAACGAGAUGCUGGAUCCAGAGAAUCGGUUUGAGGGAGAUAAUGAGGCUGGACACGAAGAGGGACUGAAGGAGAUUGUUGUGGAGAGAAGAGUGCAUGUUAGUCGAAUGAUUGCGAGCACACAGCUGAUGAAUCAGGCACCAUAUGUGAAAGAGGACACAGAUGUCACUGUGGUUAUUCCGGUGGCUAGUGAGAAAGAUGUCCUACCAGCGCGGAAACUUCUCGCCCGUCAAGCCCGUCUCUGUCUCUCGCCAACCGAAGAAACCCGAAAGACCCGUAUGGUGGUUGCCGUUUUCCCAUUAGUCGACACCCGUUCAGUGACUGCUAUCAGCAACGAUAUGGAGGAAUUGAAACGACGAUGCAAACGAUCACUUCUGGAGACUGACGUCCUGCCGGUACGCCCAGCUGUCAGUACAGAAGGAAAAGGAACGGCGGCUGCUGCCGCGUUGGAUGAUGCAGUGGAUCGUUAUGGAGCGAAUAAUAUAUAUCUGCUUCUUUCGCCACAUGCAGAUGUACAAAAAGAGUUCUUUGAUCGUGCUAGAAUCAACACCAUCAAGCAUUAUCAAGUGUUCUUCCCAGUGCCUUUUGUUGAGUACCAUCCGACGAUUUCUGGAAUGGAAAUGACUGAAAAAGAGGAGAAAGACACUCCAACAGAGCAAGCACGCGAAGCGGCACUAUCCAGAUUACGAGAUGGAGUUGAGCCAAAAAGGAAGAGAGCUCUAAUUGUACAAAAAGAGCACGGACGGUUCGAUUCACAGGAUUUCACAUGUUUCGCAGUAUAUGGAGUGGAUUAUGUAACGGCGAGAACGAAAUUAGGGGUGAAUGAGAGGAGGAACGAUUUGAUUGCUGCGUUUUUGGGUCAAGAUGGAAUUCAUAUUCUUCGAGCAGUGGAGCCAACGCUAAGAAUUCGGUAUCACAAACGAAGCUGUGACAUGGAGAGCGUUGAUACUGAAGAUAUUGCUCGAUGUGUGGAUAGUAAGAAGGAAAACGUCGCAGCAAAGGAUCAGCUGGCAAAACUGCUAUUCCAUGAGAAGUAG